AUGCAACAACCUCCUGGGUUUGUUGAUCCUCGUUUUCCGACUCAUGUGUGUCGUUUGAACAAAGCCCUCUACGGCCUCAAACAAGCGCCUCGUGCUUGGUUUCAGCGCUUGAGCUCGUUUCUCACGAGCAAUGGUUUUAUGUGCAGUCGGGCUGAUCCAUCCUUGUUCUUCUUCUAUAAAGGACGUAUCACUCUCUAUCUUCUUGUGUAUGUGGAUGACAUCAUUCUUACUGGUAGUGAUACCUCUCUUUUGACUCAGUUUAUUGCCCGUCUCAAUGCUGAGUUCGCCAUUAAAUAUUUGGGUAAGCUUGGCUACUUCCUUGGUCUUGAGAUCACUUAUACUGCUGAUGGCUUGUUCUUGGGACAGGCUAAAUAUGCUCAUGAUUUACUUUCCCGUGCUAUGAUGCUUGAGGCCAGUCAUGUUUCGACACCCUUGGCUGCUGGUUCUCAUCUUGUCAGCUCUGGUGAUGCUUACUCAGAUCCUACGCACUACCGCUCUUUGGUUGGGGCCUUGCAGUAUUUGACCAUUACUCGUCCUGACUUAUCAUAUGCUGUUAAUACUGUGAGUCAGUUCCUACAGGCUCCGACUGUGGAUCAUUUUCAGGCUGUCAAACGAAUUCUUCGUUAUGUCUGUGGCACACAACAUUUCGGUCUUACUUUUCGUCGUACCUCUUCCCCCGCUAUUAUUGGUUAUAGUGAUGCUGAUUGGGCUCGAUGCACGGACACUCGCCGCUCUACUUAUGGCUACGCCAUUUUUCUUGGUGAUAAUCUGUUGUCUUGGAGUGCCAAGAAACAGCCUACUGUUGCUCGCUCUAGUUGUGAAUCUGAGUAUCGAGCUAUGGCUAAUACUGCUUCUGAGCUAGUUUGGUUGCUUAAUCUUCUUCAUGAGCUUCGUGUUAGGUUAUCGACGACUCCUCUUCUUCUCAGUGACAACCAAAGCGCUUUGUUUAUGGCUCAGAAUCCUGUUGCUCAUAAGCAUGCCAAACACAUUGACUUGGACUGUCACUUUGUUCGUGAGCUGGUUGCUUCUGGUCGAUUAGAUGUUCGCCAUGUGCCUACUUCUCUCCAGCUUGCUGAUAUUUUCACUAAGGCGUUGCCUCGUCCAUUGUUUGAACUUUUUAGAUCCAAGCUUCGAGUUGGUCUCAAUCCAACGCUAAGCUUGAGGGGGAGUGUUAGAGAUAACUAG
Molecule: messenger RNA, 1185 nt
Organism: Lotus japonicus
Lineage: Eukaryota; Viridiplantae; Streptophyta; Magnoliopsida; Fabales; Fabaceae
Exons: 1
Coding region: 1-1185 (394 amino acids)
Source: RefSeq, a predicted model, not a curated record